Molecule: messenger RNA, 6537 nt
Organism: Pongo pygmaeus (Bornean orangutan)
Lineage: Eukaryota; Metazoa; Chordata; Mammalia; Primates; Hominidae
Gene: WDR37
Product: WD repeat domain 37
Exons: 14
Coding region: 2248-3735 (495 amino acids)
Molecular function (GO): protein binding
Source: RefSeq, a predicted model, not a curated record
AGUGGUCAGAACACAUGAAACAUUUAUUGACUCAGUUUGCCGUCUUAUAUAGGGGUGGUUCAUGGUGCCCCCCAAACAAUUAUGACAGUAAUAUCAAAGAUCACUAAUCACAGAUCACCAUAACUGAUUUAAUAAUGGAAACAUUUGAAACAUUCCAAGAAUUACCGAAAUGUGACACAGAGACAUGAAGUGAGCACAUACUGUUAGAAAAAUGGUGCUGAUAGACUUGCUUCAUGCAGGGCUGCCACAAAUCUCCACUUUGUAAGAAACAUAAUACCUGUGAAGUACAAUAAAGUGAUACACAUGAAAAUAGUUGUGCCUGUUAUAUGACAUAUAUACGCGUAUAUAUAUAUAACUUGAGAAUUUAUGAAGCAACAUGUCAAACAGCUUAUAACACUAUAACGUACUAACUAUCCAAGUGUUUGAGACACAGUUAAAAUAAUCGGUAAUGAGGACAAUGACAGAAUACCUAGUAAAUCUUAAUUCCCUAUCAAACCAUGCUCAAAAAUGAGUCUUAGUAAAUUCAGCAUUGUUGCCCUAUGUCAGGGACAAAGUACAUGUAUAUUGCAUAGAUGGACAUGUGACAAAAUAGAAAUUGGUUUUCUGAGACAGGAUUCCCCGCAGCUUCUGCAGGAGGGAGAAUGUAAUUGGACACCAGGAUUGCAAUCAUAACCUUUUAUAAUUUCAGCUAGUUUUGUGUCUUUUAAAAAAAUUACAUUGGAUAGUUAUUUCAGGAUACAGUGUGUUAUGGGUUAAAUUGUGUCCCCCCUUCAAAUUCAUGUGUUAAAGACCUCACUUCCAAUAUUUUACAAUAUGACCUUAUUUGGAAACAGGGUUGUUGUGGAUAUGAUUAAAUAUGAGGUCAUAUUAAAGUAGCACCUACCAUACUCCAAUAUGACUGAUGUCCUCAUAAAAAGAACGCUAAGUGUGCAGACAGACACGGACAUGGAAAACGUCAUGUGAAGACUGGCAGGGGUAUGCUGCCACAAGCCAAGGAAUGCCCAGACCCUGAGAAACACUAACAGGCUCCCAUCACAGCUCUCAGAAGGAACCAACCCUGCCAAUACCUUGAUUUGGGACUUCCAGCCAGACCUCUGACAAUAAAUUUGUUUAAGUUGCCUAGUUUGCAGUAUUUUGUUCCUGCAGCCCUAGCACAUCAACAGUGAAAAGAACAUGGGCUCUGAUGUCAGCCUUUAGUCUCUGCCCUGCUGCACGAUUACUUUUGACUUUUGACAAGUCAUUUCCACAUUCUCAUGCUUAAAAUUCAAUUUAGAAUAACUUCUACUUUAUCGGAUUCUUUUGGGGAUCAAAUUAGUUACAAAAGACGUAAAGUGACCGACCCUCAAAAAAUGAUUUCUUUCCCUUGUUUUGUGAUGUCAUGCAUUCAGUUAUUUUCAGUGACUUGUGGAAUCCUAAAUAUAUCAACUUUAAAAAUUACAUUAACGAUAUUCUUGGUUACCUGACUGUGGUGUGGUGCUGCAAAAUAAAACCACCUAUUAGAAUGUGGGUUAAUUAGAUGGGACACUGCGAUUUACAAAGCUUUCUAUUUGCUGCCAUGCCCAGCAGAAUGUCUUUGCAUACUAGGUACUAAAUAAAAUUAUGUUACUUAAAUGUCACAACCUCUAAAAGUUUAAAAAAUGACUUCUCUAAAAAGUCAAAUAUUUUUUCCUUGGCGUUCCUCUUACAGAAUUGUUUUUAGUGAUAAAGUUUUAUUAAUAUACUUAAUGCAGAAAUAACCUCAUUUUUUUUUUUGGUAAUCUGGAUCCCCUAAAUAGAAUGCUAAAUUUGUUUCUUGUGCAACAAACAAGUUACCACUUCUGACUCUUCAUCUUGAGCUUCCUUUUUUUUUGAGACGGAGUCUCGCUCUGUCUCAGGCUGGAGUGCAGAGGCGCGAUCUCGGCUCACUGCAACCUCCGCCUCCCGGGUUCAAGCGAUUCUCCUGCCUCAGCCUUCCGAGUAGCAGGGGUUACAGGCGUGCGCCGCCAGGCCUGGCUAGUUUUUUUAUUUUUAGUAGAGACAGGGUUUCACCAUGUUGGCCAGGCUGGUCUCGACCUCCUGAUCUCUUGAUACGUCGGCCUCGGCCUCCCGAAGUGUUGGGAUUACAGGCUUGAGUCACCGCGCCUGGCCUUGAGCUUCAUUUUUAAAGGAAGGAGCAGGAAUGUUAACCUACACACAAAAAAAAUGCUUUCACGCUCGAUUUACUCUAGCUUAUUGCAGGAGUGACCAGGACACUACCUCCUAGAAGUAAUGCCCACAGAAAGCGCAAGUUGUUCGACUGCUCGCCAAACAAAACAGAAGCGCAAAUCCCAUAGCCUUUCUAUACGAAGAACUAACAGCUCGGAGCAGGAGAGGACGGGACUGCCAAGAGACAUGUUAGAAGGACAAGAUUCUAAACUGCCUUCCUCGGUUCGCAGUACACUUCUGGAACUGUUUGGUCAAAUAGAAAGAGAAUUUGAAAACCUUUAUAUUGAAAACUUAGAAUUACGUAGAGAAAUCGACACUCUUAAUGAACGUUUAGCUGCUGAAGGACAAGCGAUUGAUGGAGCAGAACUGAGUAAGGGCCAACUCAAAACAAAAGCCAGUCACAGCACCAGCCAGCUCUCCCAGAAACUGAAGACCACUUACAAGGCUUCCACCAGCAAGAUUGUCUCCAGCUUUAAGACCACGACAUCGCGAGCUGCCUGCCAGCUCGUGAAGGAGUACAUCGGCCACCGGGACGGCAUCUGGGAUGUCAGCGUGGCCAAGACACAGCCAGUGGUGCUCGGGACUGCAUCGGCCGAUCACACGGCUUUGCUGUGGAGCAUAGAGACCGGGAAGUGCCUAGUCAAGUACGCAGGCCACGUGGGCUCAGUAAAUUCUAUCAAAUUUCAUCCCUCAGAGCAGUUGGCUCUCACUGCUUCUGGAGAUCAGACUGCUCAUAUCUGGAGAUACGCGGUGCAGCUGCCGACACCCCAGCCUGUUGCUGACACUAGUCAGAUAUCUGGGGAAGAUGAAGUAGAGUGCUCUGACAAGGACGAGCCCGACCUCGAUGGGGACGUGUCCAGCGACUGCCCCACCAUCCGCGUCCCACUGACAUCCCUCAAGAGCCACCAGGGCGUGGUCAUCGCCGCUGACUGGCUGGUUGGGGGGAAGCAGGCCGUGACUGCCUCCUGGGACCGGACGGCAAACCUGUACGACGUGGAGACGUCCGAGCUCGUUCACUCUCUGACAGGGCACGACCAGGAGUUGACGCACUGCUGCACACACCCCACCCAGCGGCUCGUGGUGACCUCCUCCCGUGACACAACUUUCCGCCUCUGGGAUUUCAGGGACCCCUCCAUCCACUCGGUGAAUGUUUUCCAGGGACACACGGACACUGUGACUUCUGCCGUGUUCACCGUGGGAGACAACGUGGUUUCAGGCAGCGAUGACCGCACGGUGAAAGUCUGGGACUUGAAAAAUAUGAGAUCCCCCAUUGCAACUAUUCGCACGGACUCUGCCAUUAACAGGAUCAAUGUAUGUGUUGGCCAAAAAAUCAUAGCCCUCCCCCAUGACAACCGACAAGUGAGACUGUUUGAUAUGUCAGGAGUGCGCCUGGCGCGGCUUCCCCGGAGCAGCCGACAGGGCCACAGGAGAAUGGUGUGCUGCUCGGCAUGGAGCGAAGACCACCCCGUGUGCAAUCUGUUCACCUGUGGGUUUGACCGGCAAGCCAUUGGUUGGAACAUCAACAUCCCUGCAUUGCUACAAGAAAAAUAAGGACACCGGCAGUCCUUAGUUUCACUGUUUGCCAGCACAGACCUUUGAUGGGUGCAGGCUUUUCUGCGUAUUAAUCAGCCAUUUUUGUGAGAGUUUGACCCUGGGAAGGGUGCUUUGUAUAUGUUCUUUUCAUAUAGUGCCCAGCUUGCAUGAAAUGUACAGAGAAAUGUGUGGUCGUAUUUUUUACUUUUGUCUUGUAUAUAUAUGUAUAUUGGGUCCUCUGGGCAGUAGAGGCGAAGCUCACCUCCCAUGUAGCACAUGAAAUGCUUGUGAGUUGUUGACAUUGGACAGGUGACUAGUAGGGCAUUACAUUUGUGUGAAUUAAAUGUGAACUUCUGUAUUACGUUGUGGCAUCGGCAGUCCUGCGUUCCCUGGAGUAACUGUACGUAUCUGCCUGUGCUGGGAAGACUGUGGGGCUGCCUGUGUUGGCUGGCGACCAGCAGGAUCGCUCCAGGAUUUUGUGUUUACCUCGCGUGAAGUUCAGCACGUGCUGUUGUGUAGUCAGCUUCCACUCUAAUUUCUGUUACAGUUCUGCAAAGGUAACCUGGAGUUUAGAAGUUAAAAAAAAGCAUGGGACGUUGGAUUUGCACCAUUUGGAGUUUCUUUAGGAAAGAAAAGUUUUCUGCUUUUUUAUAGAAAAUCAUUUCAAUCUCCCGAGGUCUCAUGCUAGCAAAUUUUGAAAUAGGAUUCUAAUCACCGAUUUCAAAUAUUAAGCAAAAUGUAAAGCACUUUAAUUUAUAGCUAUGGUUAUAAACAGGUUUUAGAUGUUUCAAAUGACUUGUCCACUGAAUGUGACUUGACCUUGAUAAGAGGCCCUGCCGCCUGUACACAGAGCCCAGUUAAUUCUCUGCACCUCGGUUGUGUGCUUCCGAAUGGGCUCACUCCCGUGGUGGUGUUUGAGAGCCAACAACACUACCUCAGAGACGGGUCUUUGGGAAACUUUGGGUCUCACUGUUGCCUGGCUGGAGCACUUUGGUUUAUAGCUGGAAUACUGAGUUCAGUUCAGAAGGCAGGAAAGACAGUCACACCGACGUGUCCUGAAGGUGUAGGCUCUCCACUUAGGCGCACAAGCUGACGGCCGCAGCCAGCAGGCCCCGGUGAUGAGACACUUCCAGGUCCUGUGGUGGGGACGCCUCUCAGUGCCAGUCCUGCCACUGCUGAGGGAGCCUGGUGUUCUUGCCUUCUUGGAAAUUACUGCUCACCUGGUAUGUUAAUGUUUCUUGCUGAGUUACAGUUUUGAUAAAGAGGCUCUCAUUUCCUGCGUCUUGUAUUUUCAAUACGUCCACCUGGAGGCUCACCACUUGGAGAGACACAGGAAGGUAAUAUUUACAGCUGUCACGUGACAUCCCCAGGUCUUUGUGUUUUGCCCUGUUUUACAGUGAGGUAGGAGGGAACCCAUCUGGGGACUGGUAGAUGCAGGUGCAGUAGGACGUGGGACUUUUGGACCCGUCCUUUGGUGCAGCUCACCAGGGAUGAGAGGCACCUCCCUACUUGGGCCUUCAGGAGCUGGUCCAAGGGGCUUCGAAUCUAAGUCAUCCAGAAUGACUCUGAAAUGACUGACAGCCCCGGGCCCAAGAAAAACCGAUAACCACCUCAGAUGGAUCUGACGUGGCUAAGGGACAAACAGCAAAUAUUUCAGUCAUUUUGAUUUUACAAAUAAAAAAUGUGUUUUUGUCCAACAUUAUUUCCUGACUGCACUGUUCUGAGAACGGAGUCCACCUGGUCCCUCUGGUUGAUUAGAAUCUCAGGUUUCAGCUCCUGCUGUCCUGAGCGAACUUGCCUGAUGCAGGGCUGUGCUGUGUCCAGAUGUUGCUGGGGCCUCACUUUUUCUCUUGGCUGGAGGUCCAAUUGCCAGAGCCUCCCACACUGCACAUGCGAAGGUCUGAGCCCAGGGCAGCUUCCAGGGCCACUGCACAGGCCACCUGCUUGGGUCCCUCGGAGUUUAGUUUGAAAGUCUGGGUGUCUUAGGAUGAUGGUUAGGAACAUUGAAAAAUGGCUGCAAAUAGCCAAAUCAAACUUAAGAACAAGAUCUCUGCCAGAUUAAACAUUUUUGAAGCUUUUAAAAAUCAAUAUUCCUAGUGGCCAUUGAGUUCCAGGCACACUGGUGCCCUUUACUGCCACAGCUGCUCACCUUCUCUGGCAAACUGGAGGGACCUCAGAAACUGGACUCCUACAUGUCCUUGGGGGCGCAGCCCUGUGGUGCUCAGGCAGAGCUCUCAGGAGCCGGGGCACCUUGCUGUUCGCUGCUGUGUCGUCUUCUAAUGUGAGCUCAUCCACUGCUGCUGCAGCGUGGUAAUCAGGAGUCACAGACAAGAUCGGGGAUGGUGUGUGUGUGUGCGUGUGCACGUGUGUGUGGCUAAAUUAAGUCAUACUGUCAACCACAUGUGAUCUCGUCUGAAACAGUGUUUGGAAGUGGGAACAGUUUUGUCCUGUAUGCUGAUGUGUCCAGAAUUUCAUUUAAUGAUAGACGGAAAAUGUGUGGUUACUGAAAAGUGUGUAUCGAUACAGAAUUUCAUAAGAGCCAUGCUGUUGGGCAAAGCAACUCUUUUUCAACCACUGCUCAUCAGUUUCUGUAGAGACAAAAACUCUGUACAUAUUUUGGAAUCUGAAGAAUCCUAUGUAAAUCAUUUGUUACUUAAAUCUGUGAAAAACAUGUUUCUUUGGAGGAAAAUGUAUGCAUUUAUAAGUGUUCUGUGGAAUCAGUUUUUAUUGUAUCAAUAUAAUUGUCUCUAAGUGUUGAGUGUCUUCAUUGCAAUAUGAAAUUCAUUAAAAUGUCCAUGUUCCGUAAUUACUAUUAUAAAA